Spodoptera litura is the source of this 1711-nucleotide messenger RNA. RefSeq lists its product as uncharacterized. The record is from RefSeq and is a predicted model, not a curated record. Lineage: Eukaryota; Metazoa; Arthropoda; Insecta; Lepidoptera; Noctuidae.
GCGCCGCAACAGAGUAACUUGUGUAAUUUUGCGCAUUCUUAUUUAUCGAUCAUGUUGGCAGACAGACUGUAUGAGAUAUCUGUGAGUCUGGGAGAGAUAGUAGACCGAAUGAAUACAAAUUUGCGCAAAUACAACGAGUAUUGUUUGGAGAAGACGAAUGAACUUAUUCAGAAUCUUUAUGACAAGAAUAAGGAACAUUUGGAGAUAUACAGACGUCUAGAGAGGCGGUCCGUGGAUUCCGCUGAAGUUUCAAGAACUAUAGACGUUCUAAGAGAAAAGAUAGAACAAUCAGGCAAUGAGGAGACCAUUGCGAGACUGGAGUUAGAGACCCGGUACUGGAACAAAAGAAUGAGGGACUUCAACGAGAUCGCCACCAUCCUUAUUAAGAUCCGUAUGGAACAAUACAAGUUACAACAGGACCUGGAUGAUUAUAGAACUAUAACGUGCAAGGACUUACCCGGCACGAAGACCAUUUGCUUCGAUAUGAUAGGCGAGAAUUUGAGAGAGAGGCUUACGUACCUUCAGGGAAAAGAGCUGGAUAUGGCCAGGACCCUUAUAACGUAUUUCUGUGUUCGAGGAACAAAUCGCAUCCUAUACACGGACAGUGUCGGCUCGUACUACUGCGAUGAGUUCAACCAUCAGAACUACAUCACUAACUUUGGACUCAAGUAUUUCCAUGUCAACUGCUACGGAGACUUUCUGGAGAACUUGGAGACAGAACCGUACUACUUUGACGAACACGGUCGUUAUGUCAUAAGAGAGGGUGAGAAGUUCCACCAGUGUGCGCCCUGCACCAGUCUGUACAAGAUGGGCGAUGAUGGACUCUUCAAAAAGGUCACUAAGGACUGCGGUCAUUCUGAGAGAGCCAAUCCUAAUUGUCGACUGGAGAUCAAGGACUUGACUGAUGUGGUCAUAUUGCCUAAGAAUGACCAUAUUGAUAUUACUGGAACUCUGGACGGUGAUUCAGUGAAGUUCCUAUGGGACAGCUUCGGUAUGAUACUGCCUGAAGUAUUGUACGCAGUCGCCACGAAACAGCCUAAGAACCCUAUACAUUUCAUGGCUCAUAUACUGAUCAAGCGCAGGUUCGAAGCGACCAAGCAGGAGUUUGAUAAGCUGGCGAAGAAGGCUGACAAAUACCGCACUAAAUUCCACGAGGAACGCAAACAAAAAGCCAAGGAAGAGAGACAGGCAUGGAAAUCCAAGUUGAUAAAAUAUGCUAAGGCUGGCGAACUGGAUGAUACUCACCAACAACGAACCACCAUGCAAAGAGUGCAUGAUUUAGAGUACCUUAGCUUCUUAGAACAAUAUUAUUAGAAGAUUUUAAAGUUGCGUUGGGUCACCCUAAAAUAUAAACGCGAAAUAUACGGUAAUUUAAAUAGAUGGUAUGAAAAAUCCAUUUUGAAUACUUAGCACAGGGUAUAUGAUACUUAAGACAUGUCUAUAGACUGACAAGUGUUGAAAACUGGCCCUUAAGUCUAAAUUAAGAUACAAUGUAACAAUAAAUAUACUGUGUUAAUGUAUGAUAAUAAAAUCGAAAAUGCAUCUGCCAUCUCAAUCGAAUAUCAAGUGUAUUUUGAAAAGGGAUUAGCCCAAUGCAACUUAUGCAGCCAUAAAAUUAUGUAGUUGUAAUUAGGUAGAUCAAUGAAUCAUUUAUUUGCACUCAAAACAUUAUUUUUUUAGGAUAUUUUGUUAUAAAAUCUGUUUAUUUUUG